Molecule: messenger RNA, 762 nt
Organism: Lasiosphaeria miniovina
Lineage: Eukaryota; Fungi; Ascomycota; Sordariomycetes; Sordariales; Lasiosphaeriaceae
Exons: 1
Coding region: 227-715 (162 amino acids)
Source: RefSeq, a predicted model, not a curated record
ACCAUUCAGAGUGUCCACCAUUCAAAGUGUCCAUGCAUGUCUAUCUGUCUUUGUCCACAUUGAUAUAAGUGAGUUUGCCCUAGACGUCCUUGGCUGCUCUUGUCCUCCAUCCAAACCCCAUCACCAAGACUCUCCUCCGCACUCCAUCCGAUUCACUUGUCAUCCGUCAGCAAGGCGCCGACUACUUGUCGAAAGAACCAACAGACCAAACAAAAACUCGCCCACCAUGGCAGACCCCGACCGCCAGUUGCGCCGAUUGCGCAUGCUCUGCAUCGUCACCUUCCUUCCCGCCUUCCCCCUCUGCCUCGCCCACGGCAUCGCCUCGGAGGGCAUCGCACCGGCCAUCGGCAUCCUGCCCAUGGCCUUCUCGGCCGCCUUGUCCUGCUUCCUCCUCUGGCGCAUGAGGAAGGACCGGGCUGCGGCCGCAAAGGCCUUCAACCACCACGCCCACCACCGCGGCAUUGACGCCGAGGACGCCAGCGACGAGGAGGACGGUGGCCUGGUGCUCGUCGCCAAGAGCGCCCCUGCACUGUCUUUCUUUGUCUUCCUUGCCGACCUCAUCCUCGCCCUGUCAAUCCUGACCGCCUUGGUCUUUACCUGGGUCGACGUCAGCAUCAACCGCAACCAGUGGAGGAGCUACUGGCCCAAAACACAACAUGGGGACAUGGCCAUGCUCGCCGCUUACGGCACGAUUCCCCUGAUGGUCAACUUGUGAGUCCAAGUCCGCUGCUCUCUCCCCCCCCACGGCACUUCCUAAUUCAC